This is a messenger RNA of Exophiala viscosa, 1607 nucleotides long. RefSeq names its product elongator complex protein 2. Lineage: Eukaryota; Fungi; Ascomycota; Eurotiomycetes; Chaetothyriales; Herpotrichiellaceae. Bases 303 to 1559 code for a protein of 418 amino acids. The record is from RefSeq and is a predicted model, not a curated record. The transcript has a single exon. Gene Ontology annotation, biological process: coenzyme A biosynthetic process. Gene Ontology annotation, molecular function: dephospho-CoA kinase activity.
CGAGAAGGAGGUUUAGUAGCUAUCAAGCCUGACAGGCGAUUGAACCGCGCAUGUGGGCUACUGUGGUCGAUGUUGCUGGCCUAGCAAAAUAAAAGUAUCCACGAACACCAAUACCAUGUCUAAUGGAGAAAGCGCCGCGGCAUUCACAGUAACUUGACUACUCCUCCACCAGCCCCAAAUAUGAUUAACAUACUACCAACCUACACUCAGCCUCGUUCCAGCACUAACAAUAUUUCCUUAUUGAACAGAAUCGACUGGUCAUCUAGACCUAAAUUACACCGGAUCAUUAAAAAAACGAGAAGAUGGCACCCGUCCCGCAAGAACCAGUAUCUCUCCUCCUUCUCCCUGCUCUACAACUACCCUCCACACCAGCAUCAUUAAAAUCCUCAUAUAGAAGCACCCUCGAGGCUCUUCUACCUAAGCUUAUCCAACCAAACAGCCAGACAAUCUCACGCCUGGAUAUUGCUAUCGUCCUGUCCCCUUCAUACCCAGUAACGCAAUCCAUAUCCCGCACGGCCAUAUUCCCAUUACUCCAAACCCUCCUGGCCCAGACCUACAGCCUAGUCUGUUCCGUCGGCGCCUUGACCAAAGUCGACCUCGACUUUCCAGGCGGCCUAGACGUACGUAUAUUCGCUCUGGAACCUCGAAAUGAAGCCCUCUCUUCAUCCAUCAUCGGCAAACAGACCCUCUCUGGGCCCCUCGUGGACAUUCAGACCUUCGUCUCAGCAUCUCGACCCUACAACGCAAUCUACUCUGUAGAGGGUGAAACCGCGGAAGCACAUCUCAAGUCUGUCAUAACCGCCUGGCAGUCCCGACAAGGCGCCGUCGCACCACCCCUUCAACGACUCCCUUCGGGCCCUGCCAUCGCUCACCCAGGAGGCUCAGCAUCUCCCUACGCAGACGAUGGACCUGUUGAAGUCCACAAAUCCGUCGCCGUAGGCGGCACCUUCGACCAUUUACACAUCGGCCACAAGCUGCUCUUGACAGCAACCGUUCUUCUAGCCGAGCCGUCAUCACCAGCUUCAUCCCAAGACAAGAAGCCUCGGCACAUCACAGUCGGCAUUACGGGAGACGACCUUCUCGUCAACAAGAAGUACGGCUCAGUCGUCGAAUCCUGGUCCACACGUCAAGAGCGUACAGCCGAAUUCGUCGAGUCCAUCCUGGUGUUCCACACAGACAGCAACUCGAUCAAGAAAACGGAAUAUAUAAAUGAACCAGGGCCGAAUGGAAAGGUCGUACGGGUCACCUACGGCGAUGAUAUAUCUAUAAACUACACGGAGAUCAUAGAUCCUUUUGGUCCGACGAUCACAGACGAGAGUAUCACGGCGCUGGUCAUCUCAGGUGAGACGCGAGCCGGUGGUAAAGCGGUGAAUGACAAACGCAAGGAGAAAGGCUGGAAAGAGCUCGAGGUCUUUGAAGUCGAUGUCCUGGACGCUGGUGCGGGUCUUGAUGACUCCGAAAUUGGGGACAAGCAGGAGAAGCAGAACUUCGAAAGCAAGAUCAGUAGCACAGAGAUCAGAAGACGGUUGCACGAGGCACAAACGAGUGCCUCUGGAUGAUUAAUGAUAAAUGUAAACAUGGAAAAUGCUAACCGCCCAACGCUCAGU